Chlamydomonas reinhardtii is the source of this 1738-nucleotide messenger RNA. RefSeq lists its product as uncharacterized. The record is from RefSeq and is a predicted model, not a curated record. The coding region runs from base 86 to 622 and encodes 178 amino acids. The transcript is spliced from 7 exons. Lineage: Eukaryota; Viridiplantae; Chlorophyta; Chlorophyceae; Chlamydomonadales; Chlamydomonadaceae.
CGUCUAUAAGGCGCUUGCAGUGCAUAUGACUACACGCACAUCAACUUGCGACCCUAGCCCCCUCGAUAGAUACAGUCAGUGAAAGAUGGUGCUCUCCUUCGGGCUCACAUACUAUGUGUGCAUCUUUGCGGAGCUCCUUUUCCCUACUUAUGCGUCAUUGAAAGCGAUUCAGUCGCCCGGCAAGCUUGACGAUACCCAGUGGUUGACUUACUGGGUUGUAUACGCGUUCAUUUCGACUUUCGAGAGCGUCGGCAGCAUUAUUCUGCAGUGGAUUCCUCUGUACUACGAGAUUAAGCUGCUGUUCGUGCUGUGGAUGAUUGCUCCCCAGACCCAGGGCGCCCGCAAGAUCUACGAGGACCACAUCAUGCCGCUGUUGAAGAAGUACGGCGACAAGAUCGACCCCGUCUUCGCCCGCGCCGAGCAGGCCCUGGAGAGCCAGUACGUGAACCACCUGGCCAAGUAUGUGGACAAGCACGGCCCGGCCGUCCUCGACCAGGCCCUGGCCCAGGCCCAGAAGCACGGCACCGUGGUGGCGGGCAUGGCGCAGGCCGCGUACCAGGAGCAGCUGAAGAAGGCGGCCAGCGGCCAGCCCGGUGCCGCGGCCUUUAGCGGCGCCCACUAAGCGCCGACUGGACUGUGGGGGUUUCCGUGUGGGGUUUCCGUGAGCUAGCUGCUGGUCCAGUGUAGACGGAGACCAUGUGGUUGUUGUCCGGCAGGAGCUAAGGGGAUCAGUGACUUGUCAGUUGUUGUGACAUACCCAGCGUGCGGAGUGCUGUCGAAAUGCGAACGCGAAUGUGCGCGACACGAAGAGAAGUUGUAGUCGCUAGCACGCAUAGAAGGCCGGUUAGCAGGAGGCGGUCACAGCAGACAUGUUACCUCAUCCAGACGGUAAACGCCACGGGCAAUAGAGGAGCGCCGCCGACCCAUCACUGAUAUAACCAGGUUGCGAUGGCUAGGCUGUCGGACGGCUGGCGGGCUGGCGCGGAGCGGAGCUGCGGGGCGCGCGGCAUCCGAAACCAACCUGGAAAACACCAGCGCCACCGUCGUCCAGCAGCACAUGUGAGGGAGGGAGUGAGUGGAAGCGUAAGAAACCGGGAAGGAAGCAGCGGGCCAGACAGGAAGCAAAACAGCACAGCAAGUAACCGCGGGCUGGGCGGCUGGCUGUCGCUGCGGUUGGGGCUGGCGCGGGCUGGAACGGAACUAUGGAGGCGGAGUGGACGGAGCGGAAAGCAAGUAUGUAAAUGGGGAGGAAUGAAUACGUGUGGCAAUGCAAGUACUGGAAUCGGGGAGGCCGCGUAAUAGUGAUGACAGCGCGAUGGCUGCAUGGCUCAUCCCGGCGGUACUGCACGUGGCAUGGGCCAUGUGGGCAUGAAUGCAGAGAGCUACGUGGGCUUGGCUGCAGUCUGGUACGCAGGCAACACGCAGCAAGGCACCAUAAUAAACCCCGCAAACAGGACAAACAGGACAGCGUGAUCUGGCGGCAGCGGAGUGCGGGUCUCCACGACCUGUGAUUGUACUUUACACCGACUGCACAAUGGUGACCCGGCAGGUAUGAGCAUCUGUUUUCGAGCGGCGAUGAGUGCAUGGACUAUGAGCCGUGAACGGCUGGCUGGUGCAGGAAGUCGUUGGAGUGCUCGUGGCGGCGAAGGGCUCGCGCAGCGGGGGUUUUCGGUUGCGGGUUCGCGAACGCGAGCGCUGGGGCUUUGACGAUUGUAGAUCGAUGUAACUAGUUGAUCGU